This is a messenger RNA of Mytilus californianus (California mussel), 4760 nucleotides long. RefSeq names its product synaptogenesis protein syg-2-like. Gene Ontology annotation, molecular function: cell adhesion molecule binding. Gene Ontology annotation, cellular component: cell-cell junction. NCBI's taxonomy places the organism in Eukaryota, Metazoa, Mollusca, Bivalvia, Mytilida, Mytilidae. The coding region runs from base 103 to 3894 and encodes 1263 amino acids. Gene Ontology annotation, biological process: cell-cell adhesion. The record is from RefSeq and is a predicted model, not a curated record. The transcript is spliced from 25 exons.
GAAAUAAGGUAAACGUUUCCGGAUAUAAAAUCAGAAUUCACGUUUGCAUUUGAGGACGCAGAAUAAGGCGGUGUGUCUGUAAUGUGUAAUUAAGUCUUGAGGAUGCUCAGUUUUCUAGGAUGUUUACUAAUUUUGAUGCAAAUUUAUGCUGUCUUGAAAGGUAGCAGAGCUCAACAAGCUGUAAUGUACCCAAUUACACCAGCAUAUGUUGAUAUUCACCAGCAGCUUACGUUAAUGUGCAAAACAUCAGUGCGUAAUGACUGGAGAAGUACAUCUUUUAACGACGAAACCAACAACGAUGGUGUCCCCAGUGUUGGAUUGUUUUUCAAGGCAGCAAAUGGUUCUUGCAAGAUAAGUUCUAUCUCGUUUUCAAAGUAUAGUGCAUCAUGUGAUUCUACAAAGGGGGAAUAUAAUUUAACAAUUCUCGAUGUACAUGAACAAUACCAUGAUAGGUUCAUCCGUUGCAACGUCCAAUUUGGAGACGGAAGUGGUUCUGAUGUGUAUGCCAACGCUAACUCGACCAUAUAUGUCAGAGUGCAUAUUGCAGAAAUAUUACUAUCAAACACUACAAUCACAAGCGAUGUCACACGUGACACCUCAGUAGAAUGUAAAGUUAUUAGUAGACCAGCUGCAUCCAUUAAUUGGAUUAAAGUAAACUCAGAGGGCGCCAUACAAGACAUAUCAUCAUCAUCGACAGAAACUGUUAACAGUGGUAUAAGGGGAGAAAUGGUUACCAGCAUACUGAAAUUCCGAUUUACGGCAGCAGAUAAUGGUGGCGUAAUUUAUUGUCAUGCUGAUAAUUCAAUCUCAACUGUUAAUUCAUCUGCUAUUGCUCUGAGUAUCUAUUAUCCACCACUAGAUGUUCCAACUAUACAGCAGACACCUAACCGACCAAUCAUCAGAGGAGAAACAGUAGUUCUGACAUGUUCUGUUUCGGGUGGCUUUCCGUUACCUGUAUUGACAUGGAACUGUUCCGGAAACAGCACAAACACCACUUCCGGAAACACUGCUUUCUAUACUAUCCUUUUUAUGGCUUCUAAACAAGAUAACGGGAAAACUUGUACUUGUUAUGCUACCCAUCCUGUAGUAGAGUAUAGACCACAGAUGCAUGUCACUCUUAACGUAUACUUUCCUCCAGAUGAGGGUCCUGUUCUAAUGCAAAAACCAGAAGGCGCAGUUAACACCGGCCACUCUGUUUUGCUAGUUUGUUCUGUAAUCGGUGGUAAUCCUGUGGCAACAUUAACUUGGAAUUGUACUGGAGUGAUUACCAUAAACUCAUCAGAAACAACUGCUAUGAGUUCCAUUGAAUUACCUAUUACUAAGCUAAACCAUGGAAUGGCUUGUUCCUGUUUGGCUACCCAUAAUAUAGACACUUAUAAACAUUCAACUCAUCACCUGCUAGUUGUAAUUUUUCCACCAGAAGUUACUCCAACGGUACGACAAGCCACUGCUGGACCUAUAGAUACAGAAACAUCAGUAAAAUUGAUUUGCUCUGUUCCUGGAGGCAGUCCUUUGGCAAAACUGACAUGGGAUUGUCAGGGUAUUACUUCAAACACUUCGACAGAAACUGUGGCAGUGUUGGAAAUUGAGUUCACAGUGGAUAAAAAUUAUAAUGGAAGGAUCUGUAGUUGUUCUGCUACUCAUCCUAUUGGAACUUAUAGACCAACAUCUCAAUAUUCAUUGGUUGUUUACUUUCCACCAAGUAAACCAAAUUUGAUAUUGAAACCUGAAAUGCCAUGGUUUGUCGGAAACAUAACAGAAAUAGAAUGUUCAUCUGUACCAGGAAAUCCGGAAUCAACAUUCGAAUGGACAAGUGAUGAUAUGGCAGUGGAUGUUAAUAUAUCCGAGUUGAUCAUAGGACCCCUUACAAAAUAUAACAAUGGGAAAAUUAUUACAUGUACAGUUCAGAAUGAAUACACAAUAAAACAUGGAUUGAUACUAAAAUCAGACAUUGUACAUCUAAAUGUUGAAUAUUUUCCUGAAAUUGCCAUUGACAAUUCACCAGUAUUUAUAAAUGAAGGCGACAAUGCGUCAAUAACGUGCACUGCUUUGGGUAAUCCUGUUCCAUUAACCCAGUGGUAUCUACAGGAUCAGAAUAUAACAGAACCCCAAAUAAACCAGUCUGUCCUUCAUUUGUUUGAUGUUGAUCGUUUAUUGAAUGGAUUGGUGUAUACAUGUAAGACAUUCGCAACUUCUUCAACAUACGGUUCUCUUGUAGCAGAAAAUACGACAGAAAUAAUCGUUUCUUAUCCUCCAGUCAUAACAAACUCUCAGGUUUUAAAUGGAUGGACCGUAUAUGAAAAUAGGGCUGUUACAUUUCGAUGUGAAGUUGACAGUAAUCCCGUUCCAACUAUCACAUGGUUGUUUUUGACUAAUCAGACUAAACUUAAAACAGAAUACGGUGUUUAUACCAGUAAUUACACCAUACACAAUACCAAUUGUUUCCAUACAGGCACAUAUCAAUGUCAGGCUGCAAAUAAUAUAAGUGGGGUUACUUCAACAUAUGCCAAAGAUGUAGCUUUAAAUGUUCUGUGUUCACCGCGUUUAGAUACCCGAUAUCAAGCCCUUGCUAAAAUAGUUGCUGUAGAGGAAAAUGGCGACUUACAGUUAACUGCCCGUAUAAUAGCAUAUCCUUCACCAGUAAUUCGUUGGAUAUUUAAAAAUGAAAUCAAUUCAACAUCAGUAUUGGUUGGGAAUUUAUAUGUAUCGAACUUGCAUAUACCAGAUUUAAAACAAUCGGAGUUUGGAGAAUAUACUUUACAUGCAUUUAAUGACCACGGGAACCUUUUUGAACAAGUAAAUGUUGUACCAAAAGGUAAACCCGAAUCGCCUUCUCACGUAUUAGUUGUUUGUAAGAGGACAUCUGUGACAAUUGUCUGGAAAUCUGAGUUUGAUGGAGGCGCCAAGCAAACGUUUAUGGUUACAUAUUGGAGAACUUUAGACGGUACAACGAUUUCGUCAGCACUUAAAGGAAACCUUACUGAACAAGCUGUCAUCAAAGAACUAAUGUCCGAUUCCAUGUACAAUUUUAUAGUUCAAGCUACGAAUAAUUACGGAACCUCAAACUCUAUAAUUAAAACAUGCAAGACUGACGCCAAAGAUAUAACAUCCAAAGAAGAACAGAAUGGGAUGUCAGACGCAACUAUAGGUGCAGUCGUCGUUGCUGUUAUAUCAAUAUUCGUUAUCAUUCUAUUGAUUUCUAUUUUCAUCUUAAUACCGUUUUAUCGCCAGCGUAAGAACAAAGACGGUUUGCAGAACCAGAAUCAGGGGUAUUUGAAGCCUGUUCGGGAUGUUUCUGUUAGAUCUGCAAGAGACAACGUUUAUCAUGUGCCGUCAGACCAACAAUACGAAUCUAUUCGUCGGGAUGCUGUUGUUGAAGCAAAUGUGAAUCCCACAAGGUUAAUAUAUGAUGAACCUGAACCUGAAAACAUCCAAGGAACGCAUUACAGUGAUGCAUCUUCGUCAGAAUUACAGAACAAAAGACAAAGAAAUCAAGAUGAUACCAGUAUAGAACAGCGAAGUGUGUAUACGAAUCAAGAAGCCCCGACAGAUCAUUCCACUGUGCAAUCUACUAGCAGGACAGAUUUUGUACAUCAAUUAGAUACAAAUACAUACGAGGAUAUGGGGACAGGAACAAAAGUUACACAACCAAUUAAAAAACCACCAACGACACGCUUAUCAGACAAUUAUAUUCAACUUUACGAAUCGAUGAAAGCGCGUUCAUGUGAAAAUACUUCAAAGUUAGACCAAGGCAGGGAAAUAAAAGAUACGAAAUCCAAAGAUAGCAGUACUCAGCUAUACGAAUCAAUGACGACGACCCCACAAGAGGCUAACAAAACCACGAAAAACGAAAGUGUAGACAUGUAUUCAAGUGUUUUAUCAACUAAAAUCUAAUCAUGACAGUUGCUAUUUCUUUUUUGCCUGACAUUGCCAUCAGGUCUUCAUUUAUUCAGGCUUUGUUCAAGUAUCAUCGUCAUUAAUCCUUCUGCCAACACGCAACAAUUUUCAUUAGAUAUUCUGUGUCAAUCCUUCCUAUAAAGGCCGAUUUUUUACAUACAUUGUAAUUUCAUCUCAUUUACUAAUAUGUGUUUUUACAUGUACUUAUGUAUAUCUACUAAGAUAACGAUACUUAAAUAUAUAUAAAAAUUGCGGUUUUUAUCCAACGCAAUAUUAGGUUUGAACGUUGUUUUCAAUUUAGACUUGUAAAUAUAUAUAUAUAUGGCUGUGGACCAUACGGUAAAAAUAGUACAUUAUGCUCACACAUAAAUGAAACCAAGGUAUUUUGUGACAACACCGGGAAGGAAUAUACCAUUCAGGGACGAAUAAACUGUAAAACCGUGGGCGUAGUAUAUGCAAUUAACUGUACAAAAUGCGAAAAACUUAUAUAUGUAGGACAAACGGGUGAUACACUUUAUCAACGGAUGCUAUUGAACUUUUCAAAAAUACGAACAAACAAAACAGACGAUCCGGUAGCAAACCACUUCAUUCAGCAUAAUCAUUCGAUGAAAAAUUUACCGCCAUAGAAAGAGUAUUUGGAACAGAAAUUUACAGAAAAACGAAAGAAGCCUUUUGGAUAAAAAAAUUAAAAACUUUAGAGCCUGAUGGACUCAACGCAAUGAAUGAACGAUAGUGAAAAUAUUUACAAAAAAAGGAAAAACACGCGGCAAAUGAACUUCAUAGUAGUUAUUAUAACGUAUUGUAUCCAAGCGAUGUAAUUUAUUCCAAUGAAGAAGGCUGUAAUGGCCGAAACGUAUGGAAAA